UCCUCCUGAGGCCUCGUGCCCGCGAGCCUGAGAGCCGCCAACCGCCUUCAACCUUGGCCGUGCUUCCUGCGCUCUAGCGCAGCCAUGUUCCUUCUCCUUGCCCUGCUCGCUGAGCUUGGAAGGGUGCACGCCCGCCUGGAUUCUGAAGGGGUAUUCCUGCAGGUCACAGUUCCACGGAAGAUAAAGUCAAACGAGAGUGAAGGUUUAGAGAAGCAGGUGAUUUAUAUCAUUACAAUUGAUGAAAAACCGUGUACUCUGCAUCUCAGAAAACACUCAUUCUUAUCCCAGAACUUUUUGGUUUAUGCAUACAGUGAAAAUGGAUCUUUGCAUGCUGAGUCUUCAUAUUUUAAGAUGCAUUGCCAUUACCAGGGAUACAUUGCAGAUUUUCCAAAUUCAGUUGCGACACUCAGCAUCUGUUCUGGACUCAGGGGAUUCCUUCAGUUUGAAAAUAUCAGCUAUGGAAUCGAGCCGUUGGAAUCUUCAGCAAGAUUUGAGCACGUAAUUUAUCAAGUGAAAAAUGACAAUCCAGACAUACCAAUGUUAUCAGAAAAUUACAGCAAUAUGUGGCAGAAAGACAAGCCCUAUAAGGUUCAUUUAAGCUCACAGAAGAAAACUCUUUCAAAACUAUUACCCCAAUAUCUAGAAAUGCACAUUAUAGUGGAAAAUGCUUUGUUCAAAUUGACUGUGAUACUGUCCUCCUUGGAACUGUGGUCAGAAAAAAACCAAAUUUCAGCCAAUGGGGAUGCUGAUGAUUUAUUACAAAGAUUUUUGGCAUGGAAACAGGACUAUCUUAUCCUACGGCCUCAUGACAUAGCAUUCUUACUUAUGUAAGCACAAUGUUCUACAUUAAUAAAGAGAUAUACAUGAAGGAUUCCA
Molecule: messenger RNA, 876 nt
Organism: Equus caballus (horse)
Lineage: Eukaryota; Metazoa; Chordata; Mammalia; Perissodactyla; Equidae
Product: disintegrin and metalloproteinase domain-containing protein 18-like
Biological process (GO): binding of sperm to zona pellucida; cell adhesion; male gonad development
Cellular component (GO): plasma membrane
Molecular function (GO): metalloendopeptidase activity
Source: RefSeq, a predicted model, not a curated record